This is a messenger RNA of Pieris macdunnoughi, 1236 nucleotides long. The record is from the annotation of a GenBank genome assembly. NCBI's taxonomy places the organism in Eukaryota, Metazoa, Arthropoda, Insecta, Lepidoptera, Pieridae.
AUGGACGACGGGGGCAGCAAUAAGCAGCGGCAAGCGACACGAGUCUUCAAGAAGAGUUCGCCCAAUGGAAAGAUCACAGUAUAUUUAGGGAAAAGAGACUUCGUUGAUCACAUCACACAUGUCGACCCAAUUGAUGGAGUGGUCCUAAUCGACCCUGAGUACGUGAAGGAUAGGAAGGUGUUUGGUCACGUGCUGGCGGCGUUCCGGUACGGUAGAGAGGACCUUGACGUGCUAGGUCUCACCUUCAGGAAGGAUCUUUACUUAGCUGCUGAACAGAUCUACCCACAGACGAACGUACAAAAGCGUCCAUUAACGCGACUACAAGAACGUUUAGUACGCAAGCUGGGUCCGUCUGCACAUCCCUUCUACUUCGAGCUACCUCCUCAUUGUCCAGCCUCUGUGACUCUUCAACCAGCUCCUGGUGAUACGGGAAAGCCAUGUGGGGUAGAUUAUGAGUUGAAGGCUUUCGUCGCUGAUUCACAGGAUGAUAAGCCACAUAAAAGAAAUUCAGUGCGGUUGGCAAUUAGAAAGAUAAUGUAUGCGCCGAGUAAGCAAGGGGAGCAGCCGUCCGUCGAGGUUUCUAAGGAAUUUAUGAUGAGCCCGAACAAAAUGUACCUAGAAGCUUCAUUAGACAAGGAGUUAUAUCAUCACGGCGAGAAUAUAGCAGUGAACGUGCACAUAGCGAACAACUCGAAUCGAUCGGUGAAACGGAUCAAGGUGUCUGUGCGUCAGUUUGCGGACAUUUGUCUCUUCUCCACUGCGCAGUAUAAGUGCACUGUGGCUGAAGCCGAGAGCGAAGAGGGCUGUCCAGUGGGACCAGGGUUUACGCUGAGCAAGGUCUUCACAUUGACUCCACUCCUCGCAAAUAACAAGGAUAAAUGGGGUCUAGCGCUUGAUGGACAGUUGAAGCAUGAGGACACCAACCUUGCUUCCAGUACGCUAAUAGCGGAUCCCGCACAACGCGAAAAUCUCGGUAUUAUUGUACAGUACAAAGUAAAAGUUAAACUCUGCUUGGGGCCACUUGGAGGGGACCUUAGCGCAGAGCUACCCUUCAUCCUGAUGCAUCCGAAGCCCGAAGAGGAGCCUCCCCGUUUACUUCCAGAUCCCACUCCGGCUGAUCAUGAUCUUAUUCAGCUUGACCCUCAACCAAAUGAAAACGGUCAAGAUCAAGACGACGAUAUAAUUUUCGAAGACUUCGCUCGACUCAGGCUGAAAGGGGCAGACGCCGAUGCCUGA